UCCUCGGGCCAGCCGCGCAGGCGCUUUUGGGUCUCCGCCUCGCCCGGCUUCUUCUGCGCCGCUACCUCGCCGCGAGUUCCUGGUCAGUCUCGGCGGGCUGGCGAAGGAAGCGUCUCCGAAGAGGGUUGGGAGGAAGCACCGCCGCCCUCACGAUGAAGAUCUGGACCUCGGAGCACACCUUCGAUCACCCUUGGAAGACUGUUACUACAGCUGCUAUGCAGAAAUACCCCAAUCCCAUGAAUCCCAGCGUAGUUGGAGUUGAUGUUUUGGACCGUCAUGUAGAUACUAAUGGAAAAUUACAUAGCCACCGGCUGCUGAGUACAGAAUGGGGAAUGCCCUCAAUUGUAAAAUCGCUUAUUGGUGCUUGUAGAAUGAGAACCUAUGUUCAAGAGCACUCUGUAGUUGACCCAGUUGAGAAAACAAUGGAGCUCAAGUCUAUUAAUAUUUCAUUUACAAAUCUGGUGUCGGUAGAUGAGAGACUAAUUUAUAAGCCACAUCCUCAAGAGCCAGAAAAAACUAUUUUGACUCAAGAAGCAACCAUUUGUGUAAAAGGAGUUAGUCUCAGCAGUUACUUAGAAGGACUAAUGGAAAAUACAAUUUCUUCUAAUGCCAAAAAAGGACGUGAAGCAUUGGAGUGGGUAAUCAGCAAACUUAAUGCUGAAAUAGAAGAAUUCACUUCUUCAGCGAGAGGAAAUAUGAGAACUCCAAUGGCAGCAGCAGCCUUUGUGGAAGAAUAGAAGCUACACCAAGUUGUUAGGCCAGAAAAUUCAAAAGGAACACUUUCAAGCUUCCUCAAAGCUGGAAAUAUUUAUUCUUAUACUAUUUAAAAAUAGAUCUGUAGUUUAGAUUUUUAAAUUAAAAUUUUGGAGAGAACGUGCCUAAAUCUGUACCUGAAGGUAACAUUCAUGACUUUAUGUUGAAUUGUACAUUCCUUAAACUGGACUGCAGGCAUUCAAGACAGUUCGUGUGAUUGUAGAAUAUAUUCUGGACACAGGAUUUUGAGUAGUUUGUUACAGGGCUUGGCUUUGAAGAACAACAACUAUUACUUGAACUAUGAUCUAAAGUGCUUUUUUAUAGGCUGUUUUCGUGAAAGUUACAAUUUGUUGACCUGAGAAGUUUGUUAUUUAACAUUCAUGUUUACAGAAGCUCCAUCAUUUUGAAAACUAUUCUGAACGUAGCAGAAAUUGCGUGCUAUGUAAUUAGACAGGAACUAAAAGUGGCUUAACACAAAAUUUUACAAUUUCUGUUUUUCAAAGUCUCUACUUGGUAAAGAUGGUUAAAUUGUUGAACAAUGCAACUUGGUGAACUUAUUCAUUUUGGUCUGACGUUUUCUAAGAAUCAGAAAUUGUAUAAUAACUACAUUCAUAAGUAGAAAUCACCCCUCCCUUUUAAAAUGCAUAAUCAUGAUUUAUGUACUCCAGACAACCGAAGUCUCUUAAAUUGUAUUUCUUUUUCUUUACACACACGUACACACAUUUUGUUUUGUUCCUUGCUAUAUAUCCAUACUGCCCUACCUUCUAUCUACAGAAGUCUAGGUACUUCAGAGCAAAUAUAUCUAAAUUCCACAGGUAAAAGAAUAGUUCACUUCCAACCUCAAAAUCUCUUUCUUCACAGGGGAGUAUUUAUAUAUUCAAAAACUGGAAAACCCAAAAGGGUUUUGUGUCUGAUACAGGUACAAUGUAAAAUCAAAGUAUCUUUGAUGAGCAGGACAAUAAUAGAACUCUGGUAUCUGUCAUAUAUGACAAGAACUAAUGAGUUGUCGACAUAUCUUAAUUUCUGAAUUCUGAUUCCUUUAAUACUUUCAUCUGUGGUGUUUAGCAUGGAAUAUUUUGUUCUUAAUGUCUGUAUAUACUACAAUAUGGACCUGAAACUAGUUUUAAAAGUUAACUUUUCAGUAGAAGGUACUGAUUCUUGUGAGAUGAGGUGUGCUUGCAAACAUUUACUGAUGCUUUUAAAUGUUAAAAUAUUUUUCUACUGGAUUAUGUUUUGUCCUUUUCAUUUUUACGAAUUGCAAAAACAUUUUAUAGAGACAAUGUUAUUAAAAAAGGUUAAUGUUUGCUACUCUAA
Crotalus tigris (Tiger rattlesnake) is the source of this 2067-nucleotide messenger RNA. RefSeq names its product PRELI domain containing 3B (gene PRELID3B). Bases 153 to 737 code for a protein of 194 amino acids. Gene Ontology annotation, biological process: phospholipid transport. The record is from RefSeq and is a predicted model, not a curated record. Gene Ontology annotation, cellular component: mitochondrial intermembrane space. NCBI's taxonomy places the organism in Eukaryota, Metazoa, Chordata, Lepidosauria, Squamata, Viperidae. The transcript is spliced from 6 exons. Gene Ontology annotation, molecular function: phosphatidic acid transfer activity.